Emericellopsis cladophorae is the source of this 927-nucleotide messenger RNA. RefSeq lists its product as uncharacterized. The record is from RefSeq and is a predicted model, not a curated record. The coding region runs from base 1 to 927 and encodes 308 amino acids. Lineage: Eukaryota; Fungi; Ascomycota; Sordariomycetes; Hypocreales; Bionectriaceae. The transcript has a single exon.
AUGUCAUCAGAAAAGCCCUCACCAGAGCAGCCGCCGUCCUCUUCGGCGGCCCCCUCUGUCGACGGGGUCCAUGUCGCUUCGCCAGCUCCGACCCGCUGCCAGACAAUCCUCUCUUCCACAGACGCCUUUCUGACCCGCCUCUACCGAUGCACGUCGACACGAUCCGGCGCCGAUGUCGUCUUGUUCUUCCUCACAUAUGGAUUACGAUUGUCGGCCAAUGUCCUCGAAACCGGCUCCCGCGCCGCCAUCCGCUCGUCGGCGAGUAAACUCGUCGCUCUCGCGCUCCAGCUCCCGCCCUCGCAAGCCGUCAACUUUGCAAAAGAGGCACCGUUUGCGAACCCGUUUGUCGGGCUCGCGCUCAAGCUCGCGGCGCGACUGAGGGCCGCGGUCGCCGUGCUGACCGAGGUGCGAACCUUUGGCCGACUCUGGGGUCUGCUGGGCCUGUACUUCUCGGUCAAGAAGCUUGUCCUAUCCGCGCGGGCGAAGAAACAGGAGGGAGAGAACUCUGCCGAGCGCACAUUUGACUUUAUUGUCGCCGCGGCGCAGAUCACAUCUCUCAUCUCGUUCCAAGCCACGGAGAACAUUACAUACCUCUCGAGCAAGAAGAUCCUGGGCUUCUCCCCCGCGACGCAGGGCAAGCUCAUCAUGUGGAGCGUGCGGUCGUGGGCGCUCUAUGUGGCGAUGGAGCUGGCACGGCUGGUGGUGGAGAGGCAGCGCAAGGUCUCGGCGGCCGGAGGGCGGCUCACCGAGAAAGACCAAGCGUGGUCCGAGGGCUGGAAGAGGGAGUUUUUCAGGAACCUGGCCUGGUCGCCGGUCACGGUGCACUUUAGCAUCCCUGGCGGGUUCCUCAGCGAUUUCGCCGUGAGCGCCCUGGCGUUUCACCCGGCGCAGUCGCAGAUGCGGGAGCUUUGGGCUGCGAACAAAUAG